Messenger RNA from Sinocyclocheilus anshuiensis, 3560 nucleotides. RefSeq names its product GRAM domain-containing protein 1B-like. Gene Ontology annotation, biological process: intracellular sterol transport. Gene Ontology annotation, molecular function: cholesterol transfer activity; cholesterol binding. The record is from RefSeq and is a predicted model, not a curated record. Lineage: Eukaryota; Metazoa; Chordata; Actinopteri; Cypriniformes; Cyprinidae. The transcript has 18 exons. The coding region runs from base 184 to 2541 and encodes 785 amino acids. Gene Ontology annotation, cellular component: plasma membrane; endoplasmic reticulum membrane; endoplasmic reticulum-plasma membrane contact site.
UAUGCUGGCUUUCUGGACAAAAGGUUUUUAAAGGAAAUCUUCUAUAAGUCCCAACAUGUCAGCACUGAGCCAUCUCACAGGAAGUGCUGAACUUAGCUCAGCCCAGGUGUGGACUCGCUGAGCUCUUUGAUCUGCAUCUGUACUUGGUUCUGGACUCAUGUAAGACUGAGCAGAAGCAGAACCAUGUCAGAGACCCUCCAGCUGCCCGCGCUGCAGAUCCAGGGCCCGGUAGACGGGGAGUGCAAUGGAUGCGAUGUGGAUCCGGCCCUGUCCAGCUCGUCCAGCCCGUCUCUGCGGCGCAAGCGCUUUAAAAUGCACCGUAUGAAGAACGUCAUGAGCGAGAAGGAGCAACUGGAGAAGGAACAACUUCAGCGUUCUGGGAGUAAGGAGUACCUGCAGCUUCCAUCCAUUGAGAUCACGCCGUCCAGCGACGAGGAUGCAGCGUGGUCGAGUUGUUCCACCCCCAGCGCCUCGCCCCAACGCAGACGCUUCCUCCUGCGCAAGUGGCUGAGAGGAGGCGAGAAAAAAGAGCACGGCAGUGAGAGCAGCAGUCAGCAGAGCAGCCUGCAGAGCAGCCAUGAGGAAGAGUCCACUCGCUACCUGAGCCCCAACACCCGCGACGACAGCACUGCCAGUAACUCGAACCGCAGCUCGCCGGCCUGCUCACCCGUCCUGCGUAAACGCUCGCGCUCCCCAACACCCCAGAAUCCAGAGGGAGAGAACAUGGUGGAAAAGAGCUCCGAUCAUUCCUCCGAUAAAUCCCCCUCCACCCCAGAACAAGCCGUCCAGCGCACCUACAGCCAGUCGCUUCACACCACCCGCCCCGGAGGGAAAAACUCCAAGUCACACAAGAGACUGUCUAAAAAGAGUCAAAGCUGGUAUAACACAGCCACAAGCUGUAAGAUGUCAGCUGUAAACACUCUUCAGAUGUCCAUUCCAGUAGGGCAUAUCUUCAUUUCUCCUCCACUAUCCAUCAGUCCAUCCCAUUGGUCUAUUCUGCUGCCCGAGCUGGUAAUCUUGACCUGCAGCUGUUGCCCCUCUCCCUGGUGCAGGUACUGUGAGGAGAUUCCCGCUGAAGACAACGAGGCCAAUGACAACUGCCCUAAAACCCCAGACGCUAAAAUGGACAUCAGCCCCCAGCUCCACAGGAAGGUUUUCCCCAACAGCAGUCUGAACUCCAUGGACAGCACAGACGCUCCGGUCAACUUUAACGUGCCCCCAGUGGAGGACUUCAGUGGCUGCGUCCCAGAAGACCUCGUACCCCUGCCAUUACCUGACAACAAGCUGUCAGAGACCAGUGGCUCCGCACAUGCCCCCGUCCCCGUCCCCUCACCUUCCCUUGACUUCAGUGACAAUGAGGACCUCCCCACUGAACUCAGCGACUCCUCAGAAACACACGAUGAGGGGGAAGUGCAAGCCUUCCAGGAAGAUCUGAAUGGGAAACUGUACAUUAAUGAAGUAUAUAAGUUCAGUGUGGAUAAACUGUAUGACAUCCUCUUCACUGAAUCCCAGUUCAUGAGAGAGUUUCUGGAGCAGAGACGCUUCUCAGAUGUGGUCUAUAACCCAUGGAGGAAAGAAGACACUGGUAAUCAGAGCAGAGAGAUCAUGUACACCAUCUCCCUCUCCAACCCACUGGCCCCAAAGACAGCCACAGUUACAGAGACGCAGACUCUGCACAAGGCCAGUCAAGUGAGCGAGUGCUACAUCAUCGACGCUGAGGUGAUUGCUCACGAUGUCCCGUAUCACGAUUACUUUUACACGCUCAACCGCUAUAUGUUCACUAGAGUCGCCAAGAACAAGUGCCGCCUGAGGGUGUCAGCUGAACUACGCUACAGGAAGCAGCCAUGGGGAUUGGUCAAGGGCUUCAUUGAGCGAAACUUCUGGAGUGGCUUGGAUGAAUAUUUUAGAUAUUUAGAGCUGGAGUUGAGUAAGGCACAGCUGGUGCUAUCUGAACCUCACAAACAGUCUCCCAAGUCCAAAGCCCUAUGCACAGCUACAGUGAGACGGAGGAAACGGCCGCUGACGCACAUGAGGCAGCAGCACCUGGACGAGGCGCUCAGUCCCGUCACCACACCUGAGGAUGAGAAGAGUGUCAUCCAUCGCAUCAAACACGUGGCAGGAUCCACACAGACCAGACACAUCCCGGACCACGGAUCUGAAGGCCUGGCUCUCUACAGCGUUUCCAAACUUCUGCUUAUAAUCAGCUCUGUGAUUUGUGUAAGUCUGGUGCUACUGGUAUUUUUGAACAUGAUGCUGUUUUAUAAGCUAUGGAUGCUGGAAUACACGGCUCAGAGUCUGACCGGCUGGCAGGGUCUCAGGUCUCUUGAAAGUAAACUUCCACAGACACAGAUUGAAUGGGCUCAACUUUUGGAAUCUCAGCAGCGUUACCAUGAAAACGAGCUGGAAAAAUGGAGGGAAAUAAUAAAGUCAUCUGUACUGUUAUUAGAUGAGAUGAGAGAGUCUCUAAUGAAGCUACAGAAAGGUAUGGGGUUGAGAGACUACGAUUCAGACAGUGAAGAAAGGCGAAGUCGCUAUCACUGAGUCCCGGCUCAGCCAAUGUAAUGAACAUCUCCACAUGUAAGCGACCCGAUGAGCUGGGCCGGGGCACUGACUGAACGGCUCUCACGAUCCGGCUGCAUCGCUGUGAGGCCUUUCUGACAACAGACACUGAUGGAAACCCAGUACUGCAAUUUCUCUGUCUUCUCUGCGAUGAAAGAGCUGAAAAAAAUGAAGGAAUGCAGUCCUGUGAUCGUGGAAUCGGUCUGUUCACCCAGGGCUAAAACAAACGCACCAAAACAAUUCAACUGUCACUUCAGAACAGACACAGACUCUGGUUAAACACUUGAGCGGAUGUUGGAACUCGGCAGCAUCACUUUUUUAAACCUUUUGGAGUCUGGGACCAGAUAAAGAAAAUAUGGAGUUACUAUCAGCAAAUGUUGCGUGGACAUGUACACAUUUAUUUAUAAAAACAAAAUAUGGAAUUGAAUGAUAUUAUGAUACACAUGAAAAUAUAUAAUUUCUAUGUAGAGCUAUAUUUGUUGCCAGAGUUCAUUUGUAACAGGCUUCCAUGGAGAAUCAAGGCUGGUUCCUUGAUAGCUUGCGCCAUGGUGCAUCAACUAUAUGCAACUGGUAUAUCCUCCCCUGUUUGGAGGACUGACUUCCUCCGAUUGGUUGAUUUGCAAUGGCAAAAGAGCCAUGGUCUCUAACAUUCCAUCUACUAAGCGUCAUCGGCUGCAUUCCAGUUUCCAUGCUACUGCACAAUAAAAGUACAUACUUGGAAAAAGUACAUACUUUUAGGCAUAUAGUUAGAACACGGUUAAGCCACAAGUAUACUUUUUCCAUGUUCCGAUCCAUCUUGCCUUUCAAAGUAUACUUCAGUUUUCAUGAAUGGCCAAAUCACUUGCACAUUCACUGACAGCUGAUUUUUCAGUCUUCGCCAGUUUAAUGUGCAGAGUAAACUAUAGGAAAAUACUGUGCACAUUUAACAUCAAACCGAACAGGAAAACUCAAUUUUUAAAAAAAGAAAGAGUUGAACCAGAGUUGACUAUAGGGCCUUUCGC